This is a messenger RNA of Cololabis saira (Pacific saury), 2942 nucleotides long. RefSeq names its product glycosylphosphatidylinositol anchor attachment 1 (gene gpaa1). Bases 145 to 1989 code for a protein of 614 amino acids. The transcript is spliced from 13 exons. Gene Ontology annotation, biological process: attachment of GPI anchor to protein. The record is from RefSeq and is a predicted model, not a curated record. Gene Ontology annotation, cellular component: GPI-anchor transamidase complex; membrane. Lineage: Eukaryota; Metazoa; Chordata; Actinopteri; Beloniformes; Belonidae.
CGGAAGUCGGUCCCCAGUAUCAGCGCUCCGACAGGAAGAAGGAAACGUGCAGAGAACAAGCCCCACCUCUGCAGGUGAAUGAGACCACUGGACUGAGGGUCCUGUGAAUCCAGACUUCCUUAUUAUAUUGUAGAGGACAACAACAUGGGACUGCUGUCUGACCCCAACAGAAGAAGGGCUUUGAUUGGCAUGUUGACACGCCUCAAUGCUCCAAUCUGUGUGGUCUGCUAUCUUGCCGGAGUGGCUUGGUUCAUGGGCUUGGCCUUUGAGCCAUUUACCUUGCGGACGUACAUGUCAGAGAAUGCCAUGGGAUCCACCAUGGUGGAGGAGCGAUUCCCUGCAGGUGAAAGGGCACUGGCCACAGGCAGAGAGUUUGCUGCUCACAAGAGAAAAGUUGGUGGGAUGCCAGUGGACUGGCUAGUGAAAACCAUGCAGGCUCGAGGACUGGAGGUUUUUACCCAGAGUUUCUCUCGCAAACUUCCCUUCCCUGACGAAAACAAAGAGAGAUAUCUUGUGAAAGGCACAAAUGUAUAUGGCAUCCUUCGGGCCCCUAGAGCUCCACGGACAGAGGCUCUGGUGCUCAGUGCUCCCUGCAGCCUCGGCGAUAACAACAACCAGGCUGUGGGGCUGCUGCUCGGCUUGGCCCAAUACUUUCGGAAUCAGAUUUUCUGGGCUAAAGAUAUCAUCUUCCUUGUGAAUGAGCAUGAUUUGAUUGGUAUGCAAGCCUGGUUGGAAGGCUACCACCACACCAAUGUUACAGGUAUGGACUGGUCUCCAUUACAAGGCCGCGGUGGUUCGAUCCAGGCCGCCCUGUCCUUGGAGCUCAGCAGUGAUGUCAUCACCAGUAUGGACAUAGUCCUGGAAGGCCUCAAUGGCCAAUUACCCAACCUGGAUUUGACAAACCUUUUCUAUGCUUUCUGUCAGAAGAUAGGGAUCCUUUGCACCAUCCAGGGCAAGCUGCAGAGGACUGACUGGGACAGCGUGUCCGGCUACAGCCAUGCAGUCCAGACCAUGAUGCUGAUGGCGAUGAAGCAGGCUAGCGGGCGGCCGUGGGGAGACCACGGUCUGUUCUUGCGCUACCACAUUGAGGCCGCCACCAUCAAGGGCUUCAACAGCUUCCGUCAGUAUAAGACUGAUGCUACCACCGUUGGCAGACUGCUGGAGGGAAUGUAUCGUAAACUGAACAACCUCCUGGAGCGCCUGCACCAGUCCUACUUCUUCUACCUGAUGCCGUCACUUUCUCAUUUUGUUUCGAUUGGAUACUACAUGCCAGCCUUUGGCCUCCUUGCUGUUAUCCUGCUGCUUCGUGCCUUAGACCUAUGGGUUCAACUUGUGACUCCACCAACCAGAACUGAGGAUGGAAUUGCUGAUAUUGAGCAGUCCAGUCCGGGAGUGCUGUCGGUGCUGACUCCUCUGGUGAUCAGCCACCUGACCGGAGUUGCUCUCUACAUGCUGCCAGUCUAUUUUCAGGAGAUGGCUGUCGAACAUUUUCCAGUUUCUGAGACUGAAGCUGUUGUCCUGACGGCUAUUGCUGUUUACACAGCAGGACUAGCUUUACCGCAUAACACAAACAGACUGCUGUCCGGCGAGGGGACGGAGCAGGGCUGGAAGGUGCUGAAGCUCGUGGCCGUGCUGUACCUGGCUGUGGUGCUGGGAUGCACCGCCCUCAUCAACUUCUCCCUGGGAUUCAUCCUAGCUCUCACGCUGGUGCCUGUGGCUGCCUACGUUACACCCGACGUGCCCAAAUUUCUAUCAGCUUUUGUCUUUGUCCUACUCAGCCCAGCAUUUACGCUCCUCUUCUCAGUAUUUUUCUUCCAAGAGCUGCAGGAAAUGCCUGUCAGCUUCCUAGACGGUUGGUUGAUGUACCUGUCAGUCAUCUCUCAGGGCAUACUGGACCACUACCUGUAUGGGUCUCUGGUAUUCCCACUCAUCGCCUUGCUGGUCUAUCCAUGCUGGCUGCUUUUCUGGAACAUCCUUUUCUGGAAGUAGCCUGCAGGUCCAAAUAAGGCUUGUGAGCGUCCCAUCCCCUUCUGAGUGGAUGUCAGGCUUCUCUGUAUUGAGGGGAAUGUCAACAACUACUGUUUAAAUCAACUGGAAAGAAGACUUGCCUUGGAAAGAAUGAUAUUGCUCGCUUGUUGGACAUUUUGUUGGUGAUGUAAUAUUAACUCCACGUAUUUCACUCUUUUGAGAGUGAAGCAAUUUUGGAACCGACAAAACAGUUUUUUAAACUACGAGGAAUGAAGUUAUUGUACCUCACUUUUCGAAUUGUGUGAUUUCAUAAAGGGGACGGGGCAGAUCUUAGCCUGUUAUGUUGUGUUCUUUCUGCCAAGACAGAAUGUGAUUGAAGAAAUUUCUUUCUGCAUUGUUUAGUUUGUGGUGCAUGAAGAACAGUAUAACAGUUUCUUUUUAUUUUUACUUUUGUUAAUGAUGUAUAUCAGAGUGGUACAGUUAGACAGCACUAAACAAAUGGUUGCAGUUGGCUGCUUCCUUUUAAGAUCUCUGAACAGCCUCUUUACACACAGCACUUUGAAGGUGGGACGCUGCGCUGAUGUCCCUCCCUGUUUCCUUUGAAAGAUCCAGAGACGGAACAGUGGGGCAUUGCUUUUGUUGUGCAUCUUUUCUGCCUCGGGAGGAACAAAGAGUCAAAACACUGGUGAGCCAGGAUGGCAGAAUACAGCGCUCCUUCCACUCAGAUGGUGCUGUGUGCAAUCAUAGCGCUGUGUCACAGCGGUCUGUGGGAAUAUUUUAAAGGGCAACAGUGGCGGGUCAACAAGAGCGGCUUUUUUGUACCAAUAUGGUGCAACCUCUGUGUGAAAAUGGCUUAUAUGUACAUCUGUUAAAUAAGUCAUCCAUCCAGCUAUUUCUUUUUUUUUAUACCCGUUUUGAUACAUUUUCUUUGAAACAUGUUUGUCAUAUUUAUAACCGCCAAAAUAAAAAAAACC